Messenger RNA from Cylicocyclus nassatus, 204 nucleotides. Lineage: Eukaryota; Metazoa; Nematoda; Chromadorea; Rhabditida; Strongylidae. The record is from the annotation of a GenBank genome assembly.
CUGGGCUUAGGGUUGUCGUUGUGUACUCUGCUGUCAGCGCCGAACCUGAUUGCCAGAGAAGAAAUGGCUAAGUCGAGGUUUUUGAUCAGUGCCGAUUCGAAUGGCUCGUAUGCUCUCAAUUCCUACAUGGUUGAAAUGCACAAGCUUUGUACACCAAAGCUUUUGCAGGUGGAUCACCUCUCAUCAGGAAAUUUCUAUUUCUAA